This is a messenger RNA of Ectocarpus siliculosus, 1383 nucleotides long. The record is from the annotation of a GenBank genome assembly. NCBI's taxonomy places the organism in Eukaryota, Phaeophyceae, Ectocarpales, Ectocarpaceae.
AUGGCCUCUGCAGCAGCGAAGGUGGAGACUCGAACAUGGGUGCUACAGGCUGAGACGGAACUCCGCUUCGACGUCUCUGCCGAACACACCCUCACGGUUGUGCUGAGAGAGAACACAGCGGAGAUGUUCGGGAUCGAGCUCGCCGCUGAGUACGAGUACAAGUUUUCUUCCACCAAGGCCGCCGUCUUCACGUGGUACGGCUGCACGAUAGAGACGACCGGCUGGGUGUCGAGCAUCUACGUGGCGCAGGAGACGCCCAUGAAGAGCUACGUCAACACGCACGCGCAGCUCGAGGCGCGGAGGGACAAGGCGCUGCAGGCCCUGCAGGCGGGCCGCACGAACAUCACCGGGCCGAGGGUGAUGGUCGUCGGAGAAGCGGACAGCGGCAAGUCCACCCUGGCAAACAUCCUGGCCGCCUACGCCGUGCGGCUAGGCCGGUGUCCCACCUUCGUUGACCUUGACGUGGGGCAGGGGAUGAUCACCGUCCCCGGGGGCAUCGCCGCGGCAGCGCUCGACAGCAACUCCAUGUCUGUCGAGGAAGGCUUUUCUUUGACGGCGCCGCUGGUGUUGUUCUACGGGCAUACAAGCCUGCAGGAGAAUCCGGAACUGUUCAAGAAGCUCGUGGGGAGAAUGGCGGAAUGCCUCAAGAGGAGGGUGGCGAAUGACAUCGACGCCAGCGCUUCAGGCGCAAUCUUCAACACGUGCGGGUGGGUAGAAGGGCUUGGCCUGGAGCUCCUGGCCCACGCGAUCACCGUGCUGGACAUCGACGUGGUCCUGGUGAUGAAGCACGACCGCCUCUACGCGGACAUGGUAGCGACCCUGCCCCGCUCCGUCGCCGUCAUCAACCUGCCUCGUUCGGGAGGUGUUGCUUUGCGAAGCUCUCAGUACCGGCGUGCGUCGCGCGACCGGCGGUGCCGCGAGUACUUCUACGGCGGGGGAGGCGGGGCGGCGGCGGCGGCGGCGGGAGGAGCGCCCGCGCUGUCGCCCGCGGCCCUCCACCUGGAUUUCAACGACGUUAGCAUCUUCCGGGUGGGCGGGCAGACGGUGUCGGACGCGAUGUUGCCGGUGGGGCACUCGGACUCCAGCCUUGGGCCGUUACAGGUGAACCCGUUUUAUCCCUCUUCCGACCUUCUUCACACGGUGCUGGCGGUGUGCCACCCGGUGCUGCGUCAGGAUGGAACCAUGCUGGGUGGCGCGUCGGGUCUUGAGGGGGACCGAGAUUCGGCGGAGGCAGCGCAGGAGCUGCUGAAUUCCAAUGCGGCCGGUUUUGUGUACGUGACGGAGGUGGACAUGGACAAAAGAAGGCUGGCCGUCCUUAGCCCCUGCCCCGGGUCCCUGCCCAGCAGAUUCCUCAUAGCGGGGACGGUCAAGUGGCAGGAGUGA